Molecule: messenger RNA, 2062 nt
Organism: Helianthus annuus (common sunflower)
Lineage: Eukaryota; Viridiplantae; Streptophyta; Magnoliopsida; Asterales; Asteraceae
Product: protein TPX2
Exons: 16
Coding region: 228-1739 (503 amino acids)
Biological process (GO): activation of protein kinase activity; regulation of mitotic spindle organization; mitotic spindle assembly
Cellular component (GO): nuclear microtubule; mitotic spindle
Molecular function (GO): microtubule binding; protein kinase activator activity
Source: RefSeq, a predicted model, not a curated record
CGUUUAAUACAGCCUCUCUCAGUCUAUACUAUACAUACACAAAUUUGUAUCUAUAGCCCUACACCUACACCUCUACACCUCUACAAGCACACACAUCAGUGUGUAUUGCUGUGUCUUCUGCAACACAAUCCCCAAAACACUCAACAUUUGUCAUUUGUGCAUAUUUGAAGCCAAAAAUCACAGUUUCUGUAGCGAUUUUUGAAGAAUUUUUUGAAGAUUUUUUGAGAAUGGAGGUUGAUAUGGAGGAUGAUAACAGUAGCGGCGGUGAUACGGCGGUUGAGUUCACGUUUACGGCGGUGGAAAUCGAUAUCGAUUACGAGUUUGAAGCGGCGAGGUUUUUUGAUUUUACGAGAACGGAGACGAUCGAUGAAGCUCGUGAAGCGGAGAUGUGGUUUGAGUCGGUUGGAAGCUAUCCGCCUUCGCCAUUUGCCGUCAGGUUACUUUCAAGAGGAAAAAGUGAAAACUCCAACGGUUCUACAAUAUCAAAAGGUUUUGAUAAUGCAAAUCACUCGGAUAGUGGCUCUGAUCGAGCACCAGACGAUUCUACGAUGGCUAUGAGCAACACAGAUGGUGAUGUGGCGAACAGGGGAGUUCGUUUGGACUUGAAGGGUUACUAUCUACAAGCAUCCCAGAAGCAACAUACUAACGGCUUUAUACCAAAAGAUAGCACAAGAAACACCAAUUAUAAUUAUAAAUCUAAAACAAAAUCAAGUUGGAAGCCAUCGUUACCAAGGAUCUCAACGUUGAUGAAACCUACAGCAAGUCAAUUGGCUAAACAAAAUCAGGAGCGUUUAAUAGACCAUUUCAGAUUUCAAAAACCGGCAAACACUUCUUCGGUAGUCGAAAGUCAAGCUGCCAAAAGACAAAAGAUCGAGGGAGGCCACUUGUUUAAGGUCACCGACACAAAGCAACAAACUAAUUUUGUCCACAAGGCACCAAAAAAGGAAGGUGCUUUAGACGGUAAUUUAGGUCAUGGUAGGUUACGAAUCACCGUUCCUAGACCUCCUGAUCUUGCAACCGCUCAAAGGGCACAAAGAAUAAGGCAAAAAGGUGAUAAUGAAAACGAGCACUUGGCAUCAAGAGCUUCCGGAUUUCGAGCUCGUCCACUCAACAGAAAAAUUUUCGAGGCACCUUCAUCGUUGCACCAAAAACGAAGCACUCCCCAGUUACCGGAGUUUCAAGAGUUUCACUUGAAGACAACUGAGCGGGCUGUACAAAACACUGCUGCUGUACCAUCAACUUCAGCAUGUUGCAACAAUUUAAAGGCACCACAUAAACAUAGUAUUGCCUUUGGAACAGAAAGUAGCAGUAGAGAGUCUAAAGGAUCACAUGUUUCGGGUGUUCCGAAACAAGAGGAUUGUGAAACAAUUCACAGAUUCAAAGCCCUACCCCUUAACAAGAAGAUAUUUUCAAGUAAAGGAGAUCUAGGAGUUUUUAGAAGCAACAAGAGGGAGACCACGGUCGCCAUGGCGUUUAAUUUUCAAACCGAAAAACGAGCUCAGCAUGCUCCACCAGUUGAUCUCUUUAACAAGCUCUCGUUAGCAUCAGAAUCUGGUUCGCGGUCAUCUAGGCCUCCGUCUAUUUUUACAAAGGGCUCAAAAGAAAACCGAGUAUGCUCGUUUCAACAACAAAGUGCGGUGAACACACCAAAACCGGGAUCAAAACAGGUUCACUUUGCCAACACGAUCACUGAAGGCCCUCCCUUAUCAACAAUUAGCAGAAACUCAGGAAUACGUUAAAAGUUGGUGCCAUUAUGGAAUCGAUGUCGGGCAGGUCUGGAUCUAGCAAAUCUUGUUAGUCUUUGUGCCGACUACACCAUACGACCAUUAACGUGUUUAUAACGGGUGGAAAGGCAAUUUGUACAGCUCCUCCCCAGUGGUUUUCUAUUUUUAUUACAAUGAUUAACCAUAUAUCAUAGAGGAAGUUGAUGCUAGUUUUUUGGUUCGAUAAACCGAAAGCCGUGAACCGAAUCGGGUCGGGUCGGGUCUAGUGUGUUCCGGUGGCUUCUAUAAAUUACUAGGUCUUAAAAGGAAAUAAAAAAAAACGUAAGAUUACAUUGAAA